Castor canadensis (American beaver) is the source of this 2574-nucleotide messenger RNA. It is a transcript of the gene Ccdc85c, whose product is annotated as coiled-coil domain containing 85C. Lineage: Eukaryota; Metazoa; Chordata; Mammalia; Rodentia; Castoridae. Gene Ontology annotation, cellular component: apical junction complex. The record is from RefSeq and is a predicted model, not a curated record.
GAGCUGGGCUGGGGGCGGGCCUCCUCCUGUUUCGCCCGAGCCCGGAGAGCCCGGGCACAGCAGCCGCCGACGCAGCAGCGGUCUCCGCUCCCGAGCCCGGAGACGCGCGGGCUCCCGGGCGGCCCAGGCGAGAGCUGCGUGAGGGCGUGCGAGGCGGUGCCGUGCGGGCCGCACGCGCCCCCGGCCGCCCCCCGCCCGCGCGCGGACCGGCCCAGCGAAACCCCGGCGCGGGGAGCGCCGGCACGGUGAGAGCUAGGGCGAUGCUGCGGUGACGGCCUCGCCAUGGCGAAGCCCCCGGCGGCGGCGGCGUCGGCGGCAGCGGCGUCGGAGGAGCUUAGCCAGGUGCCGGACGAAGAGCUGCUGCGUUGGAGUAAGGAGGAGCUGGCGCGGCGGCUGCGGCGCGCCGAGGGCGAGAAGGUGGGCCUCAUGUUGGAGCACGGCGGCCUGAUGCGCGACGUGAACCGGCGGCUGCAGCAGCACCUGCUGGAGAUCCGCGGCCUCAAGGACGUGAACCAGCGACUGCAGGACGACAACCAGGAGCUGCGCGAGCUCUGUUGCUUCCUCGACGACGACCGGCAGAAGGGGCGCAAGCUGGCGCGCGAGUGGCAGCGCUUCGGGCGCCACGCGGCCGGCGCCGUGUGGCACGAGGUGGCCCGCUCUCAGCAGAAGCUGCGGGAGCUCGAGGCACGCCAGGAGGCCCUGCUCCGGGAGAACCUGGAGCUGAAGGAGCUGGUGCUGCUGCUGGACGAGGAGCGCGCGGCGCUGGCGGCGGCGGGGGGCGCGGGCAGCGCCGGCGGCGGAGCGGGUUCCCGCAGCUCCAUCGACAGCCAGGCUAGCCUGAGCGGGCCGCUGGCUGGCGGCGCUGUGGGCUCCGGGGCCCGAGACGUGGGCGAUGGCAGCAGCACGUCGAGCGCGGGUAGCGGAGGCAGCCCCGACCACCACCACCAUAUGCCACCCGCGCUGUUGCCCUCCGGUCCGCACAAGGCCAUCGACGGCAAGGCCGGAGCCACUCGCCGGUCCCUGGACGACCUGUCUGCGCCUUCGCACCACCGCAGCAUCCCCAACGGCCUGCACGAUCCCUCGUCCACCUACAUCAGGCAGCUGGAGACCAAGGUGAAGCUGUUAGAAGGUGACAAGCUCCUCCCACAGCAGACAGGCUCUGGAGAGUUCCGGACGCUGCGGAAAGGCUUGUCGCCAUACCACUCGGAGUCCCAGCUUGCCACCCUGCCACCUUCCUACCAGGAUGCCCUGCAGAAUGGCCCCGCCCGCUCAGCCCCUGAGCUGCCCUCACCCCCAUCCACCGGCUACAGCUCUGCAGGACAGAAGCCCGAGGCUGUUGUACACGCCAUGAAGGUCCUGGAGGUACAUGAGAACCUGGACCGGCAGCUCCAGGACAGUUGUGAGGAGGACCUCAGUGAGAAGGAGAAGGCCAUCGUCCGAGAGAUGUGCAACGUGGUCUGGAGGAAACUGGGAGAUGCUGCCAGCUCCAAGCCCUCCAUCCGGCAGCACUUGUCUGGUAACCAGUUCAAGGGGCCUUUGUAGGGCCAUUCUUCUGUGGAUGUGACUGACCUCCCUGGGGCCCCAGGUCUAGCCUGUCCUUCUCUGUGGUGAAUUGUACAUAGGACAUGGCCUGUCCUGGCUGCUGUGGUGUGACAUUGAUGGCCAGGCCACCAUCUUCUGCCCCCCACACCAGCAAACCAUGAAGACGAGAAGCUACUACCUGGUUCCUCUGGCAGAGUGGCCUGGGCAGCCUAGUUCCCUCUGGGCCCCGGGUUCCAUUAGGAAGAGGCUGAAGGCUGCUUCUAGGACACACCCAGGGACUGUGUUCAGCCCUCAGUUGAGGGCACCCCCUCAAGCCUUCUACCCCUUCCUGCCCCCACUCUGGACAGAGGCCACUAGGACCCAAAUUCUGACAUGUGGGCACCCUUUAUGUUCCUGUGCUGUGGCCAGGACUGUGACUCACUGAGUAUUGGGUCCCCUGUGUCAUGGACAAGGAAACUCACUGUGUCCAUGGCUGGCUGGAGGCAGCUCUGGGUCCCCUGCUGUCUGGGGGCUUGGUGCCUAGCCACACUGUGCCAGCUAUUGCUUGUCUUCAGUGCUCAUCAACCUCGAGCCCCUAGACACAUCCCUUCUGUAACGUCCCCUCCCUGUUCCAGGCUGAGGAACCUGUUCCAGGUCCCUCCUGCCAGACCCCCCAUUUGUGCUUACAGUAACACAGGAAGGUCCUGGAGAAUAUCUGGAUGGGCACAAUAGGGCCAUGGCUGGGUCUCUGGUCAGUUGUGGCCUCCCCCAGGCUUGCUGCACCCUGGGCCACUAUAGACAGAGCUUCAGGGGCUGCCUGUGACGAGAGUCUUGUUCUCCUUGGGCAGGAAGGAGUCUGACCUAGUUCUGGUUUUAAUUUGCUGUGUGACCUUCGGCAAGUCACCCAGCCUCUAUGUGCCCGUUAGAAAAAUGGGGUUUCCCGAGGCUUUUAGCCUUGCUCACCAUUUGAGGCCACCCAACUUUAGAUGGCCUCUGUCCUCAUUCAGAGCUUGGGACCUAAUGGGGUAGAACUGUUAAGAGUGGUGGUGUAGA